AUGGUUCUCAGAGAAUUCAAAUCAAAGGCUCUGGAUAGCCUUUGCACUGAUGAACAACUUGAUCUCUUGAACUCUAUCGACACCCUUCGAUCCCAGGGAAUCAGCCAUUAUGUUUCUUUGCCACAAAUUAUUGUGUGUGGUGACCAGUCAUCUGGAAAGAGCUCUGUACUUGAAGCAAUUUCUGGAGUUUCUUUUCCUGUCAAAAGCAACCUCUGUACCAGAUUUCCGACAGAACUUGUGCUCCGCAAAGACCCCAGGGCCGGAGUUAGAGUUUCUAUCGUACCUCAUCAGUCGCGCAGUGAAGCAGAGCAACAGUCAUUAGGGAGUUUUUGUGAAGAGCUUGAUGGAUUCGAUGGGCUUCCUCAACUGAUUGAGAAUGCCAAAGCUGCAAUGGGCAUCUCCACACAUGGAAAGGCAUUCUCAAAUGAUCUUCUGCGGGUUGAGGUGUCAGGGCCCGACAGGCCGCACUUGACUAUCGUCGAUCUUCCGGGACUUAUACACUCUGAGACAAAACAACAAUCUGCGGCUGAUGUGCAGCUGGUCCAGGAUGUGGUCCAGUCAUAUAUGAAAGAGCCGCGAAGCGUCAUUCUAGCAGUGGUCUCCGCGAAGAAUGACUACGCGAACCAGAUUGUGUUACGGCUGGCAAGGGACGCUGACCGGUCGGGCAAUCGAACCUUAGGCGUCAUCACGAAACCCGAUACAUUGACUGCAAACUCGGAAAGCGAAAGAAUGUUCAUAUCUUUGGCAAAUAACCGGGACGUUGAAUUCCGGCUGGGAUGGCAUGCGCUCAAGAAUAUGGAUACCGACCAAGGGACUUGGACAGUUGGGGAACGGGAUCAAAAGGAGCGUGACUUCUUCUCCAAGGGAGCUUGGGGAGGACUGCCAUCCUCCUUGGUUGGGAUCGACUCACUACGAACCCGCCUCAGUCAAUUGCUUCUGCGACAGAUUGCGGCUGAGCUUCCGAGUCUUAUUGAGGAGAUAAAAGCAAAGGAGUACGAGUGCACACAGCAACUGAAAAAGCUUGGCCAGCCGCGAGCUACGUUAGACGAGCAGAAGUGCUAUCUUUUGAAAAUCAGUCAAUCUUUUCAAUCUUUGGUCAAGGCUGCUGUUGAUGGCACUUACAACGACGUGUUCUUCGAAGGUAUCCAAUCGUCUACAGGACGUCAGAAGCGUAUCCGCGCUAUUACCCAGAAUCUGAAUGAAGUGUUUGCGGAGCGGCUCAGUCAGGGGGGCCACUACCGAAAAAUAGCAGAACAUGAGAAUCAACGUGCCACCGAGGGCCAAAUCCUGGUCACGCGAAGUGGCUUUAUUAGCCAUAUUCAGGAACUUAUGAAACAGACGAAAGGGCGGGAACUGCCUGGAACAUUCAACCCUAUGAUCGUCGGUGAACUCUUUCUAGAACAAUGCCGUCCCUGGGAAACUAUGGCACGCCGACAUAUUCUUACGACCUGGCAGGCAGCCGAGAGAUUUUUGUGGCUUUUGAUUAGACAUAUAUCUGACGAAGCAACUUCGGUCGUUCUCUUCGCGGAAGUCAUCUCCCCUGCACUGGAUCAACUUCGAAAAGUCCUGGUCCAGAGAUGCGAAGAAAUCCUUGAACCUCAUCAAAAAGGCCAUCCAAUCACCUAUAAUCACUACUUCACUGACACCCUGCAGAAGAUCCGUGCCGGGAGGAGGCAAGAUGAGAUAAGCAAAAUCAUUCAACAGUUCUUUGAGGUAGAUGAUCUACAGACGUCCCAUUACCUCCAAGGAAAUUACCAUCUACAGGCUCUCCAUGACUCACUUCUCGAGUGCCGUGAGCCUGAUAUGAUGAAAUUAGCUUCGGCUGAGGCUUUAGAUUGCAUGCUCGCAUAUUACAAGGUGGCAUUGAAACGAUUCAUCGACGACAUCGCGGUGGAAGUAGUAGAGGUCAGACUGGUCCAGUCUCUGGCUUCUAUAUUCACGCCCAUCCAGGUAUUCGAAAUGCCGCCUGCAUUGGUAUCGCGCAUCGCCGGUGAGUCUGAGGAAAGCCGUACACUGCGAGAGCAAUUGUACAGAAAGAUACAGAUCCUUAGGAACGGCUUAGGGACCUGUCGACGCUUCGUUGAUAGCCGUGGCAUGGGCACGGAGGAUGUAAAAGCGACACAGAAUUUUGAUGCCAAGCCCCAGGACCGGCCUGACCAUACAUCGUUGCACAUUCAGCUUGCGGACCAUGAAGUUUUGGAUGAUUUUGGGAGCCCUUAUGAAGAAGGUUUUGAGGAUAAAAACGAAGGUGAAUAUGUCUGCGAAACGCCUACUGAACUCGUUUCUGAUCCUCAGUGUGUUGAAUGGAGUGACGGAGAUGACCAGCCUACAGCCGCCUUGUUAGCUACAGAAGAUUGUAUGCCGCCUGAGACUGUUCUGCCCGAAGAACCCCCAGCUAGGAUAAGCUCAUCGAAGAAAAAGGGCAAAAAGGGUUCGAAGCACUAG
Penicilliopsis zonata CBS 506.65 is the source of this 2445-nucleotide messenger RNA. RefSeq lists its product as hypothetical. Gene Ontology annotation, molecular function: GTPase activity; microtubule binding; GTP binding. The record is from RefSeq and is a predicted model, not a curated record. Gene Ontology annotation, cellular component: cytoplasm; microtubule; membrane. NCBI's taxonomy places the organism in Eukaryota, Fungi, Ascomycota, Eurotiomycetes, Eurotiales, Aspergillaceae. Bases 1 to 2445 code for a protein of 814 amino acids. The transcript is spliced from 2 exons.